AUGAAAAAUUGGAAGGUUGUAAAGCCACAGCAAGCCAAAGCGCCCAAGCCUGUUAGAAAGGCAAAGUGCAACAGAUUCAGAUGCCUUGCUAUUUUGGUGGGGAUUAUUGCAAUAUUGUAUGCUGGAUUCUAUUCUGGCUGCAUCGGCUCUAUGGCCGAAAAAGUAAGCAAUAUGCCUGAGCUACAGGGGGUAUUCAAGAACGAGUAUUUCAUACUAGCCAAAAGAACAGCGGAGCUUGCAAUGCUGCGGGUGGAAAUUCUUCUUAUAGGGGGGUGCGCCAUAGCCCGGAAAAUGCUCUGCUGCAUGUGCACUGGCGUUUCUGGAGUUCUGGAGAAAAUUCCUGGCUAUGACAAACUCAAGAUCACGAUGGACAAAUGUGAGUACUGCAACUGUAUUAGAUCUUUCUUACUUAAUGCGCAGAAAAGAGGGCAGAAUUUGCUGAACUCUCUUCUGGAAAAGGCAAAAGAACUAAAAGGCAACAAAUAA
Molecule: messenger RNA, 486 nt
Organism: Nematocida major
Lineage: Eukaryota; Fungi; Microsporidia
Exons: 1
Coding region: 1-486 (161 amino acids)
Source: RefSeq, a predicted model, not a curated record